CCAGACACCGAUAUCUCCACUCUGCUAGCCACCACAGCUUCCAUAACAGAUUUCCAACGCGUCCAACACACCCCACAACACGUUCUGUUUCUCUCUUCCAACCGCCAUCGAUAUACUCACAGUGAAUGGAAUCAGCGCGUCUACACACAUCUCCUCCUCAUCCCCUCCGGCACUGUGACUUCCUACGCAACCCUCGCACGCCACUUGUCUUCCUCGCCCCGCGCUGUCGGCGGCGCGUUACGCAGAAACCCCUUUGCACCACACGUGCCCUGUCAUCGCGUCAUUGCAGCAAACGGGUUUGUAGGAGGUUUCAUGGGGGACUGGCAAAAAGCACCCAGUGGCAUCAAUCAAUCCGAGAAAUUGAGAUUGUUGGAAGCAGNNGAAGGGGUGGAGUUUACGACAGAGGGGAAAUUGGUGCUCAGAGAGGGGGUUUGGUUUAAUGGACCUUUUGGAUGC
Aureobasidium musti is the source of this 456-nucleotide messenger RNA. Lineage: Eukaryota; Fungi; Ascomycota; Dothideomycetes; Dothideales; Saccotheciaceae. The record is from the annotation of a GenBank genome assembly.